Molecule: messenger RNA, 1376 nt
Organism: Rubroshorea leprosula
Lineage: Eukaryota; Viridiplantae; Streptophyta; Magnoliopsida; Malvales; Dipterocarpaceae
Source: the annotation of a GenBank genome assembly
CUCUUCUGUAUCUCUAAUCCCUCCGGAACGGAACGCAAUUUUCACUUCAGCCAUGGCCUCUCCACCACUCUCCUUCACCGUCCUAGCGGUCCUGCUGCUCGGCGCUGCCUCCGCCGAAGACAAAUUGGCUAAGAAAAUUCUGUUUAGUUACUCGGGUUCAACGGGACCUAAGCAUUGGGGGAGUUUGGAUCCUACAUACACAGCAUGCGCCGGAAAAAUGCAAUCUCCGGUGAACAUUAUGAAGAACCAAGCCGUCAACAACAAGAACCUGAAAACCUUAACCAGAAACUACAAAUCUGCCAAUGCUUCGCUUGUUAACAAUGGAUUCAAUGUUGGGAUACAUUUCGAGUCAGGACCAGGGCAGGUGUCCAUAGAUGGGAAAGCCUUCUCCUUUGUGCAGAUGCACUGGCAUUCUCCUUCAGAACACCAAAUCAAUGGAGUCCAGUAUGCAGCUGAACUUCAUUUGGUUCACCUUGCAAGUGAUAAAAGCAUUUCAGUUGUAGCAAUCCUCUACCAAUAUGGCGAUCCCGAUCCAUUUUUAACCAAGAUUAUGAAAGCUUUAGAGGAACUGGCCAAGGAGAAAUUUUCACCGGAGGAAGUAUCUGUAAUUAAACUAGGAAGUAUGGAUCUCAAGCAACUCAAGCGCAAAACCCACAGGUACUACAGAUAUAUUGGUUCUCUCACUACUCCUCCAUGCACUGAGAAUGUCACCUGGAACAUCCUCGGAAAGGUGAGAACGAUUUCUAAGGAACAACUGGCUGCUCUGCAAGCUCCAUUGAGCUCCGAGUUCAAGCACAAUGCAAGGCCUGUGCAGCCAUUGAACGGCAGGCAGAUUCAACUGUACGACGAGCUCGGCUAAGUUUUCUUCGUCAAUUAUGACAUCUAAUUGUUAUGUGAAAAUGAAAGAAUCGAGAAUGGUAGAAUAGAAUGAUGUGCUUUGUACGGAAGAUGAUAUGAGGACAUUGCCUAUAUUUGUGUGUGUUUGAAAGUUGUGUGCUGCAGUUGAAUGUUGAAUUAAUUUCAACAUUCAUUGGCCGAUAUACAUAGUUUCAAUCUCGAUCAGAUUCCCAAAGACAAAACUCCUUUUUCAGUUUCCAGCUGGGUCAAUCUUGGCAAGUGCUGUGUGUUUCGGCCAUAUAUUUUUCGGUGAAUGAAAUUUGACAUGACAUGAAAGGUGAGGUUUGAUAGGUGAGGCAGGAGACGUUUUCAAAAGAAAAAUGGGGUCUCCAGUCACCUUAAUCGUUAAUAUUCUAAGUUUCUAACUUAAUGGCAUCCACUUCAAUAGUCAACAAUGCCAACAAAUUUCUAACAGAGACUCCCCUCCUACCCCUGUUUCUGUGAUCCAACUCCACCCAAAACAAAUACUAAAAGAAUGU